Messenger RNA from Eleginops maclovinus (Patagonian blennie), 1868 nucleotides. Its product is annotated as E3 SUMO-protein ligase ZBED1-like. Gene Ontology annotation, biological process: regulation of transcription by RNA polymerase II. The record is from RefSeq and is a predicted model, not a curated record. The coding region runs from base 357 to 1337 and encodes 326 amino acids. Gene Ontology annotation, molecular function: DNA binding. The transcript has 4 exons. Lineage: Eukaryota; Metazoa; Chordata; Actinopteri; Perciformes; Eleginopidae. Gene Ontology annotation, cellular component: nucleus.
GACGAAGACUAUGACGAAAAAUAUUCGUCAACGAACCUUUUUCACGGACGGAAACUAAAUAAAAACUAAAUAAAAAGUCAGAUAUGAUGACGAAGACUGUGACUAAUAUAACGGACACGUUAGUCAACGAAUAAAAAUAAGACGAACAUAUUAGGGAGGGACGAAUGGAGAAGAGAUCCCAUCAGAAUUACUUUUUUUGUGUGACAAGUUGGGAAGAAAUCCAAUCAAAAGUUAGUUGCCAACCGCCAUAAAGAAGAAGAAGAAAAAGUCCAAUCAGAGCGAGUCUCGUAGAAGCAGCCUUUUUGCAGCAGUCAUUUCAAAGGGCGGCAAAUGACUUAAAGAAUUAGCCUAAAGAAAUGUCAGAACUGGGAAGAAAAAGAAGAAUUGAUAUCUGGUCACACUUUACUUAUCAUACUAAUGAAAACAAGACCACCUGCCAGCCGUGUGGAGCCAAAAUAACUGGAAAAAACACGACAAAUUUGAAACGACAUUUGCAGUCGGUGCAUCCAGAGAUACAUGCGAAGAUACAGAAGACGUCUGAUGACCAUGGGCCAAGGGGAAAUAAAGCUAGUGCUGCUAGUGCAAGUUCAACCCAGCAGCAGACUAUCUCUACAGCUUUCCAAAGUUCUUCAAAGUACAAAAUGGAAUCAAAGGAGCAACAGACCAAGGAGCAGGCCAUAGCCAGAUGGAUUGGACGCACAGGUUUACCACUCACAACAAUUGAAGACGAGGACUUUGUGCAAAUGAUGGAGAUAGUAGAUAGGAGACUAGCAAUUCCAAAGAAAACUAAAAUUAGCAAUUUGAUUGAAACACAAUAUGAACAUGAAAGACAAAAAUUCAAACAGAGACUGGCUGCUGCCCGGAGAGUAUCCAUUGGCCUUGACUUGUGGACAAAAAAAGGACUGACCGCCUCAUUCCUUGCUAUUAGCGCAUGCUACUUUUGUGUUGAACAAAUCAAACCUGCACACAUAUUGUUGGCCCUUGAACAAGUAGCUCACCCACACACUGCACUGUCUAUUAAGGCAUGUGUGGACGAAUGUAUACAAGAGUGGGCCAUACCGAAGGAGAAGAUCCUGACGGUAAUAACGGACAAUGGAAGUAACAUGGUGGCAGCCUUUAAAAACACCACAGCAGAAGAAACCAGCUCUGAGGCUGACUCCCCUGGGUCCGAAACCGCGAUGGAAAGUGACUCUGAAAUUGAUGACCAGCGGUACCAUCAUGUCGACAUGGAAAUGGCCCGGACGCCGUGCGUGGUGCAUACCAUACAACUUGUGGUCCACAUGUUGCAGAAAGAAACAACUGUCAAAAGAGUCCUCGAUAAAGCAAGAACACACUAAAACCCUCCAGAGUGACACCACAUCUAUGUCCCUAGUGGUUCCUGCCCUCUUUGAUCUGCUGAGCCACCUAGCUGACUUUGCAGAGAACAGCCGGUACAGAGACCUCGCCACUCUUGCAGAGAAAAUGAGAUCAAAUCUGAACCUGCGUUUUGCUUGCCUCUUGGAUCCAACCGAUGAAAAGUUCUCACCACUUGCAGCAGCUGCCUGCUUUGUCAACCCAACUGUCUGUGAAAUCCUUGUUAAUGUUGAUGUAGCUGAUGGAAAUAUCCAGGAACUGCUGAAACAGGCAGAAGACUAUGUGGUCAAAUGCACUUUCCUCCCACACACAAGACAGGAGGACCACCAGUCUGACGAUGAUGCAGAAGAAGUCAUUGAGGAACCAGAACCAGCGCCAUCUUCAAAGCAGCCGGUGUUUAGGUUCCUCUCAAAAUGCCGCACCACAAGACCUAAACAGAAAACCUCCACAACCAGCGUCAGGCAGCAGAUCAUUAAGUACAAGGAAGAACUUUCACAUCCCAUCACUGAGGACAC